CACCUCCUGCAAACCUAUUUUCACACCCAAAAAUUUCAACAUAAACUUUUUGUUUUUGCUGACGUCAUCAUAAUUUUCAAUCCGACAAUGAGCAGUACCAGCAGCAGCCGGAGAAUGAGAGCAUUCAAAAGAUGGAUGAAAGAAAACUCAAUACAACACACACAAUCACUCAACUUCACCAUUCAAAAAGAAAUAGAUAUACAAAAAGAAGAAUAUAUAUCUGUAUACACAUCAUCUGAUUUACAUGAGGGUGACGUCAUUGCCACUAUCCCUAAAAAAACAUGUCUGACUGUCAAAACAUCAGGUGCUUGUCAACUUAUCCAAGAUUUUUGUCUUGAAGGUUACAUGGCACUUUCUGUUGCUGUCAUGUUUGAAAUAAGCAUGGCCCACAAAUCGCCUUGGUUUCCUUAUUUACAAAUGUUGCCCCCUCAUGGAAACCUUGAUGUUCCUUUGCUUUGGUCUCUUGAAGAAAUCGAUGAAAUGCUCGUUGGCACCGAGCUUUAUAAGACAAUUAAAGAAGACAAAGCUCUUGUAUACGACGACUGGAAAGCAUGUAUCGUCCCUUUUGUGGAGUCAGCUCCUGUUAAAUUAAAUCCGGAUGAUUUUGGUCUUGAUAAGUACUUCUCUGCCAAAAGUUUGAUCUCUUCACGUUCCUUUCAGAUAGAUGAUUAUUAUGGAUUUGGGUUGGUUCCUUUGGCAGACCUAUUUAAUCACAAGACAAAUGCUGAGGAUGUGCACUUCACCUCAGUAUCUUUGCAAUCUGAAUCUGACACUGAUACUUCUGAAAACAUGGAAAAUGAGGUUGAUGAUGAUCUUGAUGGAGAUCUUUCCAUUCAGAAUGGAUCAAAUAUUGCCUCACCAAAAUGUGAUGAUGAUGAUACUAGUGAAAGUUCCUCAAGCACCGAUAUUCUGGAAAUGAUUAUGGUGAAGGAUGUCAAAGCUGGAGCCGAGGUCUUCAACACAUACGGAUCUAUGGGUAAUGCUGCAUUGCUUCACAGAUAUGGAUUUACAGAGCCAGAUAACCCAUACGAUAUAGUGAAUAUAGAUCUAGAGUUAGUACUCGAAUGGAGUUCAUCAAUAUUUUCAUCACGGCACUCUAGGAGGCGUCUUUUUUCAUGGAAAAGAUUAUACCAUUCUGAAUUUCCAAACCAAGACAUUGACUAUUUUGAAGUAUCGACUAAUGGUGAACCAGAACUUGAGUUACUUAAGUUGAUAUUCAUAAUUUCGCUACCUGAAAAAGCUUACGAUGAGUUUGAUAAAUCAAAAAUAGCCACCAUAUCUAAUAAGAAUAGAAUCAUAUUGGGUGAGAUUACAGAAACCAACAAGAAACUUUUGCUGACAGAAAGUGUUCAAGGUGCUUUGUUAUCCCUGGCAGAUAUUAGGGAUCGAUGUUAUGGUUUGAGGUCUCUGGAGGAUGAUGUACAAGCAUUAAAGACAUGCCCCGCCACAAAUAAAAAGUUGUACCAUUCUCUAAUGCUGCGCGUUAGUGAGAGGAAAAUUUUGGAGAAGCUUAGGAUCUAUGCUUCUGUAAGUGGACGGUUGCUUAAUGCUUGUAAUGGAUCUACCACAAAGAAAAAGCUAACGAAAAGAUGAUAUAAGGUUACUGGCUAACUGUUGUUGCUAUCAUUUUACCUCAGGUUUGGGCUAGUGUGAAAGUGAGGGCUGAUCUUCACUCUUGGCAUCAUUCCUAAUUUGAAAAAAAGAUCCAUCCGAAGUGUCGUGCAUAAGCUUGUUUUGAUGCAUCGGUCAAUUAUAUUUGGCAAGUGAGAAACUUGAGGCUGUUCAAGAAGAAACGGCCAAAAUAACAGCUCAUUGCUGCGAUCGUCAUUACUGUGCGGCUAAAGCUUUUAACAUGUCGCUACAACUAAACAAGUGAAGAAGUUUUUGGCUGCUGGGGAUCUUCCAUUUUCAUUAAUACAAUGUAUGUGAUCUCUGGGGUGCGGCUAGCCGACGUUUUUAUUCCUGGGCUGCAGAAGUAGGUCGAGAGGUCGUUUCUCCACGAUGUUUUAGUCAUUAGUAGUUAUAUGGUUAUGCAACGGCUAGAUAGGGGUUGGAGUUGAUAUCACUUCCAUGUAUCUUCCAUGUAUCUGUUGAUUCCACUAUUAGGUGCGUGUGUUUUGUAACCUGGACUUCACCUGAUUUAUACAAAUCUUAACAAGUUCAUAAUUUGUUUGA
This is a messenger RNA of Erigeron canadensis, 2175 nucleotides long. RefSeq names its product N-lysine methyltransferase setd6. The record is from RefSeq and is a predicted model, not a curated record. Gene Ontology annotation, cellular component: nucleus. Gene Ontology annotation, molecular function: protein-lysine N-methyltransferase activity; protein binding. Gene Ontology annotation, biological process: peptidyl-lysine monomethylation. The transcript is spliced from 5 exons. The coding region runs from base 88 to 1593 and encodes 501 amino acids. NCBI's taxonomy places the organism in Eukaryota, Viridiplantae, Streptophyta, Magnoliopsida, Asterales, Asteraceae.